CUUCCUGCUGUAAAAUUGCUUCACUUGUUUGCGCACAAACGUCGCAGAAAAGUUGCAGAUUUAGCGUUUUGCAACCAACUGUAGUUGCAAAAUUCGCGUUUGAUUUACAUUUUUGAAAGAUCGAGUAAGACUUCGGCAGAUUAUCUACUCCCACUGGUAGAACGACAAUAACUCUGCUCAAAAUUCAACUUCAAACUUGUCCAAAGUUCGACUAAUUCAACUCUAAUGGUGAUGAAACGACAAGGCGAUAGAGACAGAGAUAGCCCGACGAGGAUGAAACGCAAUAGGGGGAGAAGUCCAAAUAGACGAUCUUUUCGGGAAUUGAACAGCCCGGAGUAUCGUGAUCGGGAUGCAAGAUUCUCGAGCCGAGAUGCGAGAAGAAACAUCUCUCAAAACCGAAGGAGGUCCCCGUACCCCUCCCCCAAGUAUUCUCCUCCUGUUGAGGCAUCGCGAGGAAGAAGGGGGCGUGAUUAUGAAGAAUACUACACCACACUUAUGGUGCAUAACUUUAGUUCAAAGCUCAACAGCGAUGACAUAGAAGAAAGCCUUUACUACGAGUUUAAGAAAUUUGGAGAUGUGAGUAUUAGAGUGACAACGGACUCCUACGGGGAAAGAGUUGCCUACGCCACGUUUAGAAGCUCUGAUAGUGCUAGAUCGUGCAAGAAUGCCAAAGGUCAUCUCGUCAUGCAUGAACGUAGAUUAUCCAUUGAUGUUGUUCAUGAUGAACCAAGUAAUAGAUACUCACCAAGAAGAACUCCACCAAGAGAGAAAGUAAGAAGUCCUCCAAGACAGCGAUCUCUACCUAGAUCACCUGUAAGAAGACAAUCUCCUCCACCGAAGAAAAGUUACCAAAGAGGAAGAUCACCUCCACCAAGAGAACGCUAUCCAGCAAGGGAACGACCUUCGUACAGGGAAACCAGGGAUCGCUUCUCACCCCAGGAGCGUUCUCGUGGCCGCCAUGAUUCUCCUGACUUAGUCUCACCAAGAGAGCGAAGGAACUACUCUCCAGAUAAUCGGAUUUCUCCUAGAGAACGUAGCUUUACACCACGUAGCUCGUCUCGAGAAAAAUCAAGGACGCCGGUAGAAAAACAACGAGUUGAAUCAAAAGAAAAGAAUUCAUCGAACCAUGAUUCAAACACUGAUGAAAAAUCCAAGAAAUCGACAGAAAAUACUCCUCAGUAUAAUCAAGCAAAUCAAAAUCAGAAUAAUAUGCCCCCUGGAGGUAUGGGCUUUGGUAUGCAAAUGGGAAUGCCUCCCUUUCAUGACCCCAACUAUUUUCCACCUGGCAGUUUCAUGGACAAGGCAAUUCCACCAGAAGAUGACCCAUAUGCAACAAGAACUUUAUUUGUGGGGAAUUUGGAACCUGAUGUCUCAAACUAUGACAUUCGGAAAGUUUUUGAAGUUUAUGGAAGAGUGGAUGACAUUGAUGUGAAGCGAGCAGCAAGAGGUCUUGGCUCAUAUUGCUUUGUUCGCUUUUCAAAUCUUGAUCAAGCUUACAAGGCUAAGAUAUCACUCAACGGUAAAGCUGUGAUCAAAAAUGUGGUUAGGGUGGGUUAUGGCAAAGUCAUGCUUUCUUCUAAAGUGUGGGUGGGUGGUCUUGGAUCAUGGACCACUUUGUCGGACCUAGAACGAGAAUUUGAUAGAUUUGGUGCAAUUCGGCGCAUUGAUUUUCGCAAGGGAGACACAAGUUCUGCAAUUCUCUAUGAAACUAUUGAUGCUGCACAGGCUGCAUGUAAUCAAAUGCGUGGCUUCCUUAUGCCAAAUGCAGAAACUAGACUUCGGAUGGAUUUCCUAGACCCUGAGCCUGGAAUGCCAGGGUAUGAAGCUUUUUCUGAGUGGGGAAGACAUGAUAACAAAAACUAUGAAUCUAAUUCACAGAAAUACAACAAUUCAAAUGAUCGGUAUCAGGACAAGAGGAAUAAUUCUCGCUACAGAGGCCGCAAUAUAUUUGUUGAUGAGAAGCCAAAUAAAUCUCGUAGCAGAAGAAGCAGAUCACCAAGACGAAGAUCAAGAGAUCGUAGUAGAGGCUCUUCUAAUCACCGUGGAAAUGAGACGGUCUCGAAGGAUAUAAAAGAAAGUGAAAUGACAGCUAUGCAGUACAAACAUUUCCAUGCCAAGUCCUGCUACUCGCUACAUGACUUAUGCCAAUGCUUUGACCCCCCAUGUUGGCAGGGUGGGUUUGUGUUAAAAAACAUUGCAUUCCCUGUGCUGUUUUUCUUUCUAGAUGGAGACAUGGGUGUGUUUAACACCACGACUGCAGACCCGAACAGUCCAACAGGAAGACAAACAAUGUUCCAUCUAACCCAGCGACUUAAACUGAACGAAGAAAAAACAAAGGAAGUUUCACGGCGAAUGAAAUCUUGUGUAAACAGAACAUGCUUGAUUGUUGCUGUUCCAGGAGUGCCGGAAAACUUAAAUACAACUGGAACCAUCAGUGGUCCAGUGCCUACACAACACAAGCCACUACGGGGACUUGUAAAAUACUUUAAAGAAAAGGAAGCUGCUGGUAUCGUAUCUGUACCAGCAAUUACAACAGACACACCGAAAGAAUGGGAUAAAACAAGUUACAAAGAUCGACCACUGUCUGGUGUUUUACAUUUAUUUCCUCCCGGUCCAUUCGCUCACGAACAGUUGUUAAGAAUUGGUCCUAAUUUGCAACCGCAGUAUUUCGCUGACGAUUACAUGGUUGCAUUGUUAGUUAAAGGUCCUAAGGGAUCUUUGGUUUAAUUUUUUUUCAAUAUUGUACAUACUAAACAUAACUGCCCAAUUACCAGUAAUCAACUUUUUCUGACUAUUUUCAUCAUGAAAAUCAGAUUAACCAUAUUCCUUGCUUAGUGUUGUGGUCUGUUCUUUUAUCAAACGGCGUUUUAAGUUCAUUGUUUUCUCUAAUAUUUACCAAUUGAUUGUGAAAACAAAAAAUUCUUUGAGAGUUUUAUUACAGAAUGCAAACUUUA
This is a messenger RNA of Ciona intestinalis (vase tunicate), 2954 nucleotides long. Its product is annotated as RNA-binding protein spenito. The record is from RefSeq and is a predicted model, not a curated record. Lineage: Eukaryota; Metazoa; Chordata; Ascidiacea; Phlebobranchia; Cionidae. Gene Ontology annotation, molecular function: RNA binding.